CGGUCGUAGAUCCCAUCCGUCUUUCCACAACUCUGUUGAAACUAUCAAAUACUUUGUAGAUGAAAGACAUGGCAGGAAAAACAAAGCUUGCCCUUAAUGGAAAGAUGGCUCUGGCCAAUUCAGACGGAGACUUGACCAUCACAGAGAUUGAUAGCCAUGGAAGUAACCAGAGUUUAAACUGCAAUGCCAGUCUUCCCAAUGUUCAGAGAAAUGCGUGUGACACUGAGAGAUCAGUUGCCAGCUGGGCUGUGUCCUUCGAACGGUUGCUGCAAGAUCCUGUUGGUGUGAAAUAUUUCACAGAAUUUUUAAAGAAGGAAUUCAGUGCGGAGAACAUAUUAUUUUGGCAAGCUUGUGAACACUUUCAGCAGAUCCCAGCAGACGACUUGGAGCAACAAUCAAAAAUUGCCAGUGAGAUCUACAGAACAUAUCUGUCCAGCAACUCACUCUGUCCCAUCAACAUCGAUAAACAGGCACAACUGGAAGAAGAUGUUCUCAAUGAUCCCUCAUUGGAUAUGUUCAAGGCACAACAGCUGCAGAUUUUUAACCUGAUGAAAUUUGACAGCUAUACACGUUUUGUGAAAUCCGCACUUUAUCAGCAGUGUGUGUUGGCAGAGGUCGAGGGCAAGCCACUUCCUGGUAGCAUCUCACAGGAAUUGGAACCCAGCCAAGAUAAAGAGAGUGUCAGCCUCUGUGACUCCAAGAAGCAGAAGAAGAAGCUGAAGUCAGGAAAGUCAUUCAGCGGUUUACCACAGAAUGGCUAUGAUGGGAAAGGAGGAAGCCCUGAGAAACAGAUCCGGAGGAGUAAAAGCAAAUUAAGUCGGAAGAAAGAGAAAGAGAAAAGAGACUCGUUGGGAGUGGAUUUUUCAGACAGCAAUGGCCUCUUCUUGUCUCGCCGUGAGUCGCAGGGGUCUGUGUAUUCAACAGCCAGCGUGGAACUGGGUUUCCUCAGUUCUCUCCAAGCCAGAACAGAGUAUGAAAAACCAAGCCCGGAGAUAGAAAAUGAGAAGAAAGUUAAAUACUGCUGCAUUUACCUGCCUGACAAAACUGCCUCUUUAGUAAUGGUUCGACCUGGCUUGACUAUCCGGGACUUGCUGUCUGGAGUUUGUGAAAGGCACGGAAUUCCUCUGGCAGCCACUAGUACCUACCUGGCUGGAAGUGACAAGAAGCCCCUUGCUCUGGAUCAGGAUAGUAUGAUCCUGUGUGACCGGGAGCUUCGAGUGGAAAAGAAAAUCCUGUUUGAGUUGGAGCUUGUUCCAGUCAAUCGAAAACUUUGGGUGACCGCUAGACCCACCAAAACCGUGUCCGAGGCUUUGCAUCCAUUUCUGAUCAAAUAUAACUUAUGUACCAAUGAGGUGGAGGCUAAAAUUAGCGGGGAAUCCCAGCCUUUAAAACUGGAUGCCACUGUGUCCUGCCUGGAAAAUCAACAAGUGAUCCUGGACAAGAUAAAAAUACCCGAGCAAGGUCAUCAAGAGGACAGGAAGAGUUCCAGCCAAUCAUCGACUUGCCUUCAGAAGCAAGGUGAGGUAUCCUCAGAGAGAAGAGAGCCCUUGGAGAGUCCAGUCCACUCAUCCCAGACCUCGAGGAGAAAUAGAUUGAAAGGAAAAGCUGAAGAGAAGAAGGAGCUGAACCGCAUGACUUAUGAUGUGGAAGCCCUGUUUGAGAUGUUGUCCAAAGCACAGAACUGCCGCGCUGAUGAUCAGCGAGGCCUCCUGAAGAAGGAAGAUUUGGUCCUCCCAGACUUCCUACAGCUUCCAGAGGAACUGGCUGGCAUCAGCCUUCAGACAUCCGAGACAGACUCCGGCAGUGAGAAAGGUGCCAAAAGUCAUACCCAUCCAGAGAAAUGUCUUACUGAGAGUGAGCAGGUACCGGGAACUCCAAAUGAGAAACCAACGCCGAAUAUCUCCAUGUUACGGGACACGGAACAAGAAGAGUCGAAUGAAUGGAACAGUGUAUGCCCCCGAACAGUUCUCUAACAGUGAUGCAACAGUACUUUGGUGGCCUGCAGAUCACCGAGUUGUAAAACAGGGCCUACUCAGACCAGCUUCUUCAGCUGUUCCAGUUUCCCCAUCAAUGGGACCAAAAGACCAUACUCAGCAGGGCAGGAUUUCACUAAACCCUGCUGAGUCCCAAUGAGCCAACACUGCCGAUUCCCUCAGCUACGUGUCUGAUGAAACAGCAUUGGUGGCAGAACUGCAUUUUACAUUGGGGCCUGUUCCUUCAGUGAUUCUAUCAAUUCUAGGUUCAAGGGAUUUUGCAGAACUGAAGCUGUGAAUGAAAUUAUGUUGGAAUGUGGAGAAUAUUAGAUCUCAGGGUAGCACCGUCUGAAUGGUCCCCUUCUCUUCACGAUUUAUCUACGGUUCGCUAUUCAGCUAAUGCUGCUGAGUGUAACAAAUCUGAAUUAGUUGAACUUAGAGAGAACCAGCUCAGGUUUUACUUCUGAACACAUUUGCAUUCAUUGUGCUCUUGGUCGUGGAGGCGGUCUGACUCUGUCAUACACGCCUGGAUCUAUGAUAUAGGCUGGGGACUGACUGAACAUCAUUAGAAGUAUUUCCUGGAUUGUUCCCGAAAGGAUUUCAUCACCUCAACUGAUGCACUUAUUCAUUCUCCAAUUUGUUUACAUAUAUCUGACAUUGUUAUCUUUGUGAGACUUUGCUGUUUAUGUAACUGAAGAAUGUGGGCCUCAGGGCAAAGCAAUGAAAUGUCGAGCUCCAAAUCAGGGUACAUUCACUUACAGUACAGCACCAAGUGGUCAGGGCAAUGAUGAUAAACAAAUAACUUACAGAUGGACUAAAAUUAUUGUGAAAACCUGCACCUUCAGGAACCAUACAAUGAGCUGAUAAAGCUAUGUGUGAGGUUGUAUGGCCUUGUAUGCAUGUGUGUGCGAGAGACGUUAUAUCGCUAUUGCACCCCAAUCUCCUACCUACUAGCCUCAUCCCGGCCCCUUGACCUGUCCGUCCUCCCCGGACUGACCUAUCCCCUCCCCACCUACACCCACCUCUACUGGCUCCAUUCCCGCCCCUUUAACUUGUCUGUCUCCUCUCCACCUAUAUUUUCCUCUAUCUAUCUUCAGUCCACCUCCCCCUCUGUACUUAUUUAUUUCAGAACCCGCUUCCCUUCCCACUUUUCUGAUGAAGGGUCUAGGCCCGAAACAUCAGCUUUUGUGCUCCUGAGAUGCUGCUUGACCUGCUGUAUUCAUCCAGCCCCACACUUUGUUAUAUCGCUGUGUGUCAGGUUGUAUAGCUGAGUGUGUCAGAUGUUUUGUUGCUGUGUGUGUUAGAGGCUGUAUAACUAGAUGUGUGAGGAUGUGUGGCAGUGAGUAUGAGUGAGACAAAGGUUAUAGAACUGAGUGUAUAUGAGAGAUUAUCUAGCUGUGAGUGUUUGUGCGUGUGAGAGGCUAUGUAACUGUGUGUGUGAGAAGCUGCAUGUGCAGGGCGUUCUAUAGCUGUGUGUGUGCGUGCGUGCGUGCAAAAAUCUGCUUUGCCCAUUGUGGAGGGGCAAUUGUAUCUGACAAUGCUGGUACUUUUGCUCAUCACUUGCUUUUCUGUGAUGUUGAUGACAAACCUUCAAAACAUGAGGUGAUUUAAUGUGAUUAAUUGAUUUAGCCUGUCCAGUGUCAAAUCAUUGGUGCGAGACUGGAGUCACACUUGACUAGACCGGACUGAUGAAGGGUUCCUGUUCUAAAAGGUGGGGAGUGUCCAUGACAAUGAAAUAGUUUCAGGAUUGUAUUGUUGCUGCCAGUUUUCUCUCUUUAGACUCUGUUCCAGUUUUAUUCUAUAUCCUGUCACAGACAUAUUCCAUAUUUUGACUGGAUUUUGUGUCAGUGAUAUCAAAUAAAACUGGAAUGCAAGGCAUACAGAGUGAAGAAAAGAAUGAUAGAGAGUGAGUGACAUUACAGCAGUUAGGUCUAAGUAAUUCUAACACUUCUUUCCACCCUAAAGGUAUGUUUUGUCUAUCUAACUUGACAGGGUCUUCAUUACUGGCGCUAACUGCCAUCUAUUUAUUUCUUAGUUUACUUUAAAUAACGAGAAGGGGCUUUUCAUUGACGUAACUUUCCAGACUGUAACUGUCACUGAUGUUUUACAAAAUUAUUGUUCAAUGAUUGAAAUUAAACAGUAUGGUUUGUUAAGAUUUCU
Molecule: messenger RNA, 4133 nt
Organism: Stegostoma tigrinum
Lineage: Eukaryota; Metazoa; Chordata; Chondrichthyes; Orectolobiformes; Stegostomatidae
Product: regulator of G-protein signaling 14-like
Exons: 15
Coding region: 60-1973 (637 amino acids)
Biological process (GO): signal transduction
Molecular function (GO): GTPase activator activity
Source: RefSeq, a predicted model, not a curated record